Protopolystoma xenopodis is the source of this 687-nucleotide messenger RNA. The record is from the annotation of a GenBank genome assembly. NCBI's taxonomy places the organism in Eukaryota, Metazoa, Platyhelminthes, Monogenea, Polystomatidea, Polystomatidae.
AUGUUCGUGAUAAUGUUGCGUAAUGGUUACCAUAUCGAGAGUACACGCUGCACUGUCAUUGUUCGAGUCCCGCUGGGGCUGUUGAUCGUUACCUUUGGUCAUUCCAUUCUAUUACUCUUCGUAUCUCCCAAUUGCCCUUCUUUUCUUCGACAGCGUCGUAUUCUAGAAUCUCAUCUGGAAACUACACGUGUACAUCUUGCGGAAGUGAAGACAGAAUGGCACGAACGGCUAGUUAGCCUCGAGUCUCAGAUCGAGCACCUCAAUACUAAAAUAGCUGAAGAUGCCAUAGAUUUGAAUGAUGCACAACGGUGCCUGGACGAAGUUAGAACUCAGAAUUCACAUAAGUGUGGAGUCAUCAUACCUACUGUUCACCUUGCCCCUCUUUUUCAAUUGGCUGAUCCGACUCGGGCCUCCUGUCCGGAUCUUCUUCAUGGGGCCGUAAACCCGUUAAUUAUCUUUCUGGUAUGCUUAUUGCAGACAGAGCUGAUUGAAUCUCGUGACCUUGUCUACCGCCUUGAGCAGUCAGUUGCCUCUUCCAGGAUUGCUCAAGAGGCAGCUGAAUCGGCCAGCCAGGAAAGAUAUCUUCUCUUAGAGGCUCAAUUGGCAGGUCUUGAAGAGCAGGCUAAGCAGCUAACUAGUCAGCGAAGUGAGGCUCGCCAGCGUUGCGUACGUCUUAGAAUAUACUAG